This is a messenger RNA of Athalia rosae (coleseed sawfly), 8485 nucleotides long. RefSeq lists its product as uncharacterized. The record is from RefSeq and is a predicted model, not a curated record. Lineage: Eukaryota; Metazoa; Arthropoda; Insecta; Hymenoptera; Athaliidae. The coding region runs from base 1220 to 8074 and encodes 2284 amino acids. The transcript has 10 exons.
UCUAGCCACCACCACUGCCUCUGCUUCUCAGGCCAACUGGGCCCAUCGCAUGCGCUUCAUCCGCGUUGCGUUCACAUCGAGUACGCAGAGCGAACGGAUCUCGUCUCGACCGCUACCGCUCCAUAAGAAUUUAUCAUCGGUUCCUUGUUUUUUGUAUCCUCAUUAUAGAUCCUCGCCGCGAAUCGUUCUACCAUUUUUAUUUUUUGGUUUUCGUUUUUACUUUCGUUUAUCUGAAUAUUUUAACGUUCCUCUUCGAAGACGUAUGGAGGAUCUAAUUAGUAGCCGUGGUUUGGAUUUUGUUUAAUACCAGUUGUUGAUUGAUCGAUGGAUCGUUUGAUUUCAUUUUGAUUUUGAUUUUGAUUUUCCCUCCUCUCUUAUCGUACCGAGUGUAUCGUGACGGGUUGGCUGUAUUUACGCCCAUGUGAAAUAAAAGGUUUAUUAUUAGUGCGGAGUAAGUUAAUACCGUGAUGAAUCGCAGUUAUAAUCGUGCUGACAUGCAAUAACCGGUAUAUAUGCGGAGAAGUCAUGUUCCGUUAUUGUACAAAGCUGAUCUAAUUUUUUAAUACCAACGAUCGUCGUGCUUAGAAUAUCUGUACGUACAUGUUUGUGUUGUGAAGAUUGUGAGUGGUGUGAAAUUCUUCUACACACACGGUGCCUUCUUCGUUCCUACAUUUUUUAUAAAUUAUUUUUUCACCCUCCUCCGCUUUUUUGAAUAUCAAAGUGUGGUGUUUCUUCAACGUGAGAAAAAUAAAAUCGAUGGUAAAAAAAAAUAAUGUGAUCCACCAGAGUGUUCGAACGAAAAUUGAAGAGGAAAUUGGGAUUUAUCAAACAUCAUCGGUCGGAUUUUUUUCUCCUCCAAGGUGUUCCGAUUGUCCUGCUUUUUUUGGAACUCAGGAUCGCGAACGGGUAUCAGGAUUCCCGGGAGCAAUCGGGGAUUCAUAAAUUCAUGGAAUUCGAGUUCUUGCCACUCGCGCGGAGAUACUGUGAGAAAAUUUUCUGGCCUCUGUGGAAGUGGUGACGUCGGCGUACGGUGACCGGUUGCAUAAAACCGUUCGAAGAGUCGGUUGGGAAUAUCACAACCGGAGUGAUUAAUAGAGUCAUACCGCGGGAUAAUCAAUUAUACGGUGAGAAAAAACUUCGGAAGUAACUCGUCGAGCUGAACGGAAAACAAACAACAACAACAACGAGACUACAACAGCAACGAAAAUGUGAUGCAAAUAUGAUGAGCAGUUUCGAAGAAAUAGCAUUCAGAGCGCUUUCGGGGGGCGGAAAUAUCCCAUUCGCUGACGAGGAUGCCUCGACGAACACGGGGACCCCGAGUAAUUCUAGCUCGGCGGUAUUUUCGAGAGAGGAUUUGUCCUAUCCGGAGGAGAAAAAAUUGACGAGCUUUCGUGGUCCGCUGUUGAAGAGCUGUACCGAAAGCAGUGUUCCGUCAACGCGAUACUUAGGAGUUUACGAGGCACGAUCGACGUUGAAAAAAAGUCAGACCGACGUUUGCGUUCCUUCGGGGAACAGUACGAGUCCCGUUCAGAGAUACGAGGAAUUGAUAGGUAGAUACCGGAAGCCCGACAAAGUGGAGAAAGAGAACGGUCAAGGGUACUCGAGCGGCGAAGAGAAAUCGAAAAGUACCAAUUCGAUCGACGCGCAAUCGGUUAACAAUAUUUUGGACCAGUACGAAGAACUCGAUUACAAGAGAUCUUCGGAUUUGAGCGACGUCGAGAGCAUCGACGUGACGAAUUUCGAGGCGACGAUGAACCUGCAGAGACAAAGGGACGCCGCAGCCAGAACGAGGAAAUCAGUUUUCACAGCCGAAAAUUCGAACAAUCCGGAAAGUACGAACGCCAAAUCGAAUCAGAACAGAUCGCACUCGAACCCCGUGACCAAAAUCAGUCAGCACACUCAGUUUCGAUUUCAGGAUACUUUGAAGAAAUUCCCGGAGGAAUCUCCGAAGGUCAGAAAUCAGGUGGAUCAACAGCACCGUGUGAAUACCGAGGUGGAUCUUCUCCUGCGCAAAGGAGAGGUUCAGAAGAGGGUGGACGAGUGGUCGAGCCAGACGCAGAACCAGAAUUUCAAGGUAUCGAAAGAACGCGGUUUGGUCAGAUCGAACAGCAGCAACUGCGGUUACAGGUACAACCGAAACGCGGUAGACGCGAGUGACAGAUCGAAUAAAUUUGGAACGAGGAUCGGUAACGGGGCCAAGGAAACGACGUUGAACGUGGCAUUGAGUUGCGACGAAUUGAAUGUCGAAAAAUCAUGCCUCGGCGGCGAAGAUCCGUUGCAGGAAAGAAUCGGGACGACCGAACGAAAGCAGCUGCUGGUCCUGGACAAAGUCAGCGUCGGGGUGAACACGAGUCGGGGUCCUUACAAGGAGUACCUAGCGAUGAGAAAUAAGGCGAAACAGCAACUGGAACAAGGACAAGGAUGUGCGCCCUCGGUUUCGUCGUCCCAGAAGACGAUCGGCUCCAGAAUUCCCCAACGAGGCUCGUCGACCGUCCUGGGCAGGAGACAGGAGGGAAAAAAUAUCCUCGCAGAAUCGUCCAAGCCUUCGGAAACCAAAGGCUUCGUUUCAGGGAGGAGUGCCCCGUUGGAUGUUGAAAAGGAAAAAUCGCGAAACGGACCCCUCGCGAUUCCUACUCGUCGUUCUUCUCUGAAGCGAGCGACUCCCGCGUCCGUCGUAACGAAUGGAUCGGGUACAUCUACUACGCAGUGCGUCCCUAAGGUAUGGAUAAAUCCGAAGGGCCAGCAGCAGCAGCAGCAGCAGCAGCAGCAGCAGCUCGUCGGGACUGCAGGUGAGGUUGUCACGAGGACGGGAGUUGAGUUGCACCAGCAAUCGUUACCAAAUAAGGACAGAGAAAGUCGGCGCCCACUUAUCGCCCGUUCGGAGGAUAGAGGUGACGGGGGGUCAUCGGCGAUCGGAAACGACGUCGAUCGUUCUUCAGGUUCUUCGACGGGGCCGAUCGCGACCUUGAACACCGAAUCGCCGAAGGAUGAGUCAGUCGGAUCGAACGGCGAAAAGAUCGCGGUGGUCCCGGACAAAACGGGGGAUCGAGUUCCGAAGGUGCAGAGGAACGAUUUCCUCGCGAAUCACGGGAGAGGACCACCGGUGCCCAGAAAGGUUGAUCCCGACGCUGGUAGUUGUUCGGGCUCGAGGGGAUCGAACUACGUGAAAUGCAGCCGACCGGCUAAUAAUCCCGUAUCGAGUUUCAAGCCGAACAAUGCGAUGUACGCCACUCUUCAGGGCGAAGAAUACGGAGGAGAUAAUCUUCUUCAGGGUUUUGCAACGAGUAUGGGUAACGAGUCCGUAACAAGGUCGCACUACGCCACGCCGAAACAGAUCGAAAAGAUUUACGAGCGUCCGCGUAUGGUCCGUGGGGAUCGCAGUUCGCCGGUAAAUUUGAUACACGCCGACGAUCUGGAGGCAAUAUUGAAACCCGCCGCGACAUCCGCCGUCUCCGCGUACGGUGAUAAAAUUUUAAAUAGCAGCUCGCUACGAGGAUCGCAAUGUCCGAACAACAAGGAUACGGGUAUAUUCAGGGUGUCCAAAGACGACGAGGAUAUCUACGCCCAAGUCGGUAGCGACGGAAAGACCAGGCAAUGUAGCGGUGAAUUGUUGGAAACGAUUAUCGAGGACCAGAGAAAGGAGAGCUGCACCAUUACUCCGCUGCAGCUGCAGGAAUGCCGUUUCCCCGAUCUCUCUUCUUCGGGUCUCGAUGCUCGCCUCGGUGUAAACGCCGCCAAAAAACAUACCGGCAACGAGAACGCGAACAAGUCGUCCGCUUCGGAGACGAUAUACGCAUCGCCGCGACACUCGGGUACCGGACACUUCAAUGAACAGUCGAAAAACACAUUCACCACAUUUCGUUCGCCCGGCCACAGUUCGACAUCUCCGAAGGGUCUUCGCGGCAACGUGGCAAAAUCAGCGACCGAAAAAGAACCCGGCCGGAAGCUACCUGAUAACAUGGACGCCAAUUCGCUGUACGAGUCGCGGGUCCAGCCCCAGUCGUCGAAGAUCUUUGAAACCACCGAACCCGAAGAGCCGACUCCUCGUACGAACGGCGAUUGCAAAAUCGGGUCUGAAUUCGUGCGAACCAUCGAAGAAGCCAAAAACUGUUCGGUCGAGAGAAGUGAAAAAUCGCAGCAACCCGUCGCACCGGUAAUGAACGCGAUCUUGAUGAAAACCCUACGAUUCGAACAAGAUCUUCCCGCCCCCGUAACAACGUCGAUCGAGGUCGAAACCGUUAAAAAGAAUUCGUUCAACUCUCGCGACAUCCUCAGCAACGAUUACGGCAAAAACUUGCUCCAAAAUACACCGAGGAUUGACAAAGAUGAAAAGUUAUACGUAACCAAAGAAGAGAUGGAGCACGAGAGGCUGAUGGAUCUUCUUCGCAAAGGGGAUUUCGAGGGUGCGAGAUCGGAACUGGAGCGAAGUUACACGCUUUCAACCCCUGGCGGUGGUAGUCCUAUAUGUUGUCCACCCUGCAGUCCACCUCCGGCACCGACGGCGUAUAUUUCCAGUGCCAGGGCCUCAUCUCGUCGAUUGGGAGUCGGGGGAACCUCAUCCCCGGAAAGAGAUCCUCUAGGACGGUUGCUAAGAUUUUUGAAAACCUUCUACAGAGAAUUGGGUACCAGAGAUCCUCCGCAUUUACCUGCGUGGGCGUCACCUCUGCCGUUGGGAACUUUGUGCCCGGCACAUUUUCAACCACAUCUUCAACUGAUUCACAAAAGCGAGCAGGAGCAUCGCUUGGAGAACAUUAAACUGGACCAAAUUUUCGCCCCUGUCAGGCUCAGCGACGGUUCGGUUUCCGAAGCUCCUCGUCGCGUGGCUGUGGAAGGGGGUCCGGGAAGCGGUCGAACGACGCUUUGUCUGCGUAUUUUGCAUCAAUGGGCGACGCAGGGAGACGGUGCUUCCCCGGCUUUGGCAUUCAUCGUUCCAUUAAGGGAGCUAAGAGGAAGUCAAUUGCUGAGUUAUUUAUCGCGUGAACUUUUUCCCCGUACGGCGUCUCUCGGCGACGCCGUGGCCCAAGUUUGGCGAACGUUACACCUCAUGGAAGACAGGGUCCUCUUCGUCCUCGACGGCUACGACGAAUGCGUCGGCGGUAGGGCGUCCCUGGGCGACGCGGUCGACCUUCUCGAGGGUCGUCUUUUCCCCGAUGCUCGUAUACUGGUAACGUGUUCGCCGAAGAAUUCGCCGGCUCUUUCGCCGCUCGUUCAAAGACGGAUAAAUCUCGCGGGACUGGAAUGGCAACACGUGGAGAGACUUUGCGCGGCUUAUUUUAUUCACAAUGACAUCGCCGAAAGAGUCAGAGAUUUCCUCGAGGUCCUCAACGCCCAACCGCACCCCGUGCGACAACUGGGGCAACAUCCUUUGGGAUGGAUCAUGUUGUGCUCCCUUUAUCAGGACUCGGGAACAUUGCCCGAGGAAACAAGCGCGCUAGUACAAGCGGCGGUGAAAUGUAUCGUCAAAAGAAGUCUUGACCCGCCGGUUCCGCACAACGAAGAAAUCCCGGGACAUUGCAGAAAACGGCUGGAGGAUUUCGGGAAGCUUUCAUUGGCGGCGCUCAGAGAGGGUCGCUGCUGUUACACCGAAGCCGAACUCCGUGCCAGAGGUGGAGGCUUGGAGGUCACGAGACUCGGUUUCUUGACGCGUGGACUUACGUUCGGUCAGCGUCGUAAACCUGAUUUAUUCACACCGAUUCAUUCGGCGGUCGCCGAGUUCCUGGCCGCCUAUUACCUGACUUCCGUCGCGCAGUACACGAAUAUAUUACGAAGGGAAUUGGAAGGACUCCCUUCAGGGAUAAUCGGUCACCUAGCCGGACUUUUAGGACCAAAAACACACUUGAUUUUGAACCAACUUUGCCCUCUCGAGGUACCGCCCAGAGCCGUCUUCUCGCUUUUAAAAGCUGCGGGUAACAGCGACGGAAAUAUAGCGGCCGUUUGCAGAUUAGUCGGGGCGGGUCCGGCCUUUGGACCAGCUCCCAACGAGCCGAGAUCGGCACCUCUGGUUCACACCGUUCCAUUAGAACUCGAAGGAUGGGCGAGAAUCCUGGAAUCUUCGGCGUGCACUUUGGAAGCUCUGGAAGUUGUUUUCCAGGUUGAGAGAGGGGCCGAUCCCAGAUACUUGGAUGACUUUUUCGAGGCUCUGGGCAGCAACGAGAGCGUGAGACUCGUUCGAAUCACCUCACUUCUCGGACACGAAUUUCCCGCCGACGAAGCCCAGAGGCUAGCCAGACACUUGAAAAGCGUAUUGAGAAAAAAAAGGCUCAACGACUUCGAACUGGUGAUCACGUGCCUCGAAGAGUCGGCGCAUGAUAGGCUCGAGUGCGUGGUGAGCGCGCUGUGUCGCGGUCUGACCCAAGCCUCUCCUCAACUCGCCCGUUUGGUACUGGACAUGAAUCUAUCCGGCGAACAAGUCUCGAGGGUAUGCGAUGCCCUUAGAAAUUGCGUUCAGGUUCAGGCCCUCCAUUUGCCCCACUUGGGAUGCGGUCGUGAGGGACUCGCCUCCGUAGCAGAACUCCUGAAGGAGAGACCUCUGCUUGCGUUAAAUCUGGCGGGAAGUUGGGGCGCUAAAAAUGAGGAUCCAUCCAGUUCGGGCAUCAGCAUGGGUUCCGGUUCCGGUUCGGGAAGCAGCGGGUGCGCGUCCAGCACCCUCGGAACCUUGCCCUUGAAUCGUUGUUACUCCUCGCUUCCAAGAGGCGCCCCAACGGUUUAUGGAAGUUUGACGCGACCCGCGACGCUUCCUCGCCUUCCCCUAGGUCUAGGUCCCGUCCCUAUGCCAAACGAAAGGGAUAACGGCAGCAAACGGAACAGCGACAGCGUCCUCUGUCACCGUUUGCCACUUUUACACCCUCUGCCGACCUGCGAUUUAUCUAGUCACCAGGGGACCGGUUUUCACGAAAUUUUCAGCGCUAUAAGGGAGCCAACUUGCAAGCUGCGAUCAUUGAACGUGUCAAAGUGUCUUCUCGGAAGUUUAGACGCCGGAUGUCUGGCCGAAACUAUAAGAAGCGCGAGACACUUGGACGCUUUAAGAGCUGCGGGUGCCUCCAGACCAGCUGAUAUGAUGCCUCUAGUUUUAGCCGUUACCGAAGCACCGUGUCUUCAACUUUUAGAUCUCGCCAGUCCAAGACUCGCUCUCGACGAUCAUCCUUCGAGACUUCUUUGCCACGCGUUAGCCAGGAAUUCAACACUCAAAUUGCUCAGCCUCGAGGGAUGGACCUUCAGGAUAGAGGAAUCCGAUAGUCUGUCGGUAUUUUCGGAACUUCUGAGAUGUACUAGUGUAAGAGAACUAAGUUUAUGCAACGCCCGUCUUCAUCUUGCGGUCCACGAAGGUCCUUUGUCAAGAUUGGGACGGCGCGAUGACGCUGGUGCAGAACUUUUACGAGCCGCCGCACCCCCUGCUUGUCCUGCGAUAGUUUUUCUCCGACUAGCUGGUUUUCAAGUGACUGUGAACGACAGAUUGGCGCUUCGGGGUCCGCUUUUGCUUCCUUUUUUGGCCGGUUUCACCGCAUUAAGUGAGUUGGAUUUGUCGUUAGAUAAAUCAACAAUCGGCGGCAGCAGUGGUUCGCUAUUAUUCAUCGACGAUAAAACUUUGACAAGUUUUUUCAACUGCUUGUCAACGAAUUUCCGAAACUUGCAAUCACUGAGGAUAAAUUUCUGGCGGGUAACGCUCGAAGAUUGCGAUCGAACGAUGCGUCACAUAUCGAAGUACCUUAGACUAUGUAACUUGAGUUUUCUAAAAAUGAAUGGACUCAUUGUAACGGAUAGUGUUAAAAAAGUUCAAAUAGAACACAGCUUCUUACACACAAUACUCAGCAAUCUUCAAUGCCUCGCAUGGUUGUGUCUGGACGGUAUUGAAUUAACUGAAACUCAAGCUACUCUAGUUGGAAAAUGUAUAAGAGAUCGUUUUUCCGGAAGUUCGUUAGAAAUCAGCGCAAAGGAUAUUAAUGUUAAGUCCGUUAAAGCUCUCGUAGCUGCCGUCGAAGACGGCGGAAGGGCUGAUGUAAUUUAUACAGGAGGUGCACAUUGCAGAUUGCGAAUAUCAAAGGUACAAAAAAACGGUAAACAUAAGAAAAAGUGAGCACAUCUAUCCAGAAAUGUCUUGGAAUAAUUAAUCUUCUAUAUGAAAACAAGAACACACAAAAAUGAAACAAGACGAAUGCGAUAAUAGGCUACGCCGAAAGCGAAAGCACUAUGAUUUCUCGCUGCAAGUCGUGACGCGUGCAGAUUUUCAGGAAUCUGAAAUCGGGAGCAAAAAUGUAUAUUGAAAAGUGAUACACGUCGAAAGGUAAGGUCAAUGCCCGAUGCUAAAUACAUAAGUAUAUACACAUAUAAAUCUUUAAUACGUCAGAAAAGUUGCGCAGCAUGAGAGGUGAUCGCGUAAAGUAUGCAUAUAUAAAUAUAUCGAUGUAGCUUUUUUGACCCCGUUGUCGUUGGCUCGCUUAACGCCAAAAAAAGAAAGAAGAAAAAAAGAACUUUCAGAAUAAGUACA